This is a messenger RNA of Osmia lignaria (orchard mason bee), 1279 nucleotides long. RefSeq lists its product as uncharacterized. The record is from RefSeq and is a predicted model, not a curated record. NCBI's taxonomy places the organism in Eukaryota, Metazoa, Arthropoda, Insecta, Hymenoptera, Megachilidae.
UCACGAGCAAAAGAAAUGAAUAAACCAUUGCAUCAUUUCGUAAAGAAAUAUUUUCUAAUCGCAAUGCUACUAUUUUGUAAUGUUCGUUAUUUAAUUAUGAGAAAGACACAUAAUUGAUGAAGUUCUUGCGUCGAUACGUCUGUGGACAUUUCGCUUUGUUUCUUAUCAGCCAUGCUAAUUCGUAUCGCAAUUAAUCCUUUUGCACGCAGCUGUUCAUGAUACGGCCACCUUUGUAGCGGAUUCUAUUCCACUGAUGACCGUUUAACGUGCCUAAUUUCUACUUUAUGCAAAACAGUAUUGGCGCGACGAUAUGAGCCACGGGCUGGUGACGUUUACGAAAUAAGAAUCCCGUGUAGUACCAGCGAGCAGCUGCGAAGGGAACGAAAGCGAUUACGUAUAAAACGCGAGCUAUGACGGCAGGUAUAUAAGCUUUGCUUUAAAGCGACAUGAUCAGUCGAUAGCACUCGUUGGUCUACAAAGUACCAACAUGGCGAAAAGCUUGUGCCUCUGGCUUGCUCUAGCCAUGGUUUGCGCGUGGCUCUCCCUGACCACCGCUAGGGAGAUAAGGAACGAAAUGGACCUAGAGAUGGCGGCUAGUCAUCAUCACGGGCAUCAUCACGAGGAGGGCGGCGGUCAUCAUCACCAUAGUCACCACGAGGACGAUCAUGGGGAAAAGGGUGAGAAGGGUUACAAACACCAUCACCAUCACGACAAAGGCGACCACGGCCAUUAUGGAAAGGAACACGACGAAGGACAUCACGAAGAACACGGUGGACACAAGAAGGGCCACCAUGACGAGCACGAGGAACAUGGUCACCACCAUGAACACGAGAAAGGCCAUAAGGGCGAGAAGCAUGGACACAAGAAGGGACACAAAAAAGGCGAGAAGACCCAUGGUUAUCAUCACAAAGCUCAUAAGGAUGAAUACCACAAGGAACACAAGUUCUACGACGACUACCACAAAGGUGGACAUCACGAGAAACAUGGCAAUCACCAUGGACACCACGAGAGCAAGGAUGGGCAUCACAAGAAGGGUGGCCAUCAUCAUUCUGGUCAUCACGAGGACCAUCAUGGAAAGAAGGGUCACUCUGAUAAAGGACAUUACGACGACGAUCACAAGGGUUAUCAUGGUAAACAUGGACACGACGAGCAUCAUUCGCACUAUGAAGAUUAUGGUAAAAAGGGUGAACAUCAUGAAGGAAAGAAGCAUGGUUAUUCGAGCGGUGGUGGCGGCGGUGGAGGCCAUGGUGGCGGUGGUGGCCAUCAUCAUCAUCAUUGA